This is a messenger RNA of Talpa occidentalis (Iberian mole), 2507 nucleotides long. RefSeq names its product leukocyte immunoglobulin-like receptor subfamily B member 3. Gene Ontology annotation, biological process: cytokine-mediated signaling pathway. NCBI's taxonomy places the organism in Eukaryota, Metazoa, Chordata, Mammalia, Eulipotyphla, Talpidae. Gene Ontology annotation, molecular function: inhibitory MHC class I receptor activity. The record is from RefSeq and is a predicted model, not a curated record. The transcript has 10 exons. Bases 85 to 1821 code for a protein of 578 amino acids.
CCAGUGUCCCCACCCCAUGUGUCUGUCCAUCCUGCCAGCACCCUGGGCCCUCCAUCCCCACAGCCAGGUCACAGAGAGGACGCCAUGACCCCCAGCCUCACGGCCCUGCUCUGCCUGGGGCUGAGUGUGGGCCCCGGGACCCCAGAGCAGGCAGGGGCCCUGCCCAAACCCACCCUCUGGGCUGAGCCAGGCUCUGUGAUCCCCUGGGGGGACCCUGUGACCAUCUGGUGUCAGGGGGCCCCGGGAGCCCAGAAGUUCCAUGUGUAUAAAGAGGGAAGCUCAGGAUCAUUGGAAGGAUGGACCACACUGGAGCCGGGGGACAAGGCCCAGUUCCGUAUCCCACAACUGACAGUGGACUAUGCAGGGAGAUAUCAUUGUCUCUAUCACAGUCCCGCUGGCUGGUCAGAGCACAGUGACCCCCUGGAGGUGGUGGUGACAGGAUCUUACCCCAUACCCAGCCUCUCAGCCCUGCCAAGCCCUGUGGUGACGUCAGGAGGGAACGUGACCCUCCAGUGUGGCUCAGGGCAGGGAUUCGACAGGUUCCGUCUGACUAAGGAAGGAGAACACAAUUCCUCCUGGACCCCGAACUCACAGCAGCUCUCCAAUGGGCAGUUUCAGGCCCUGUUCCCUGUGGGCCCCGUGACCCCCAGUCACAGGUGGCUGCUCAGGUGCUAUGGUUACUACAGGAGCACCCCCCAGGUGUGGUCACUCCCCAGUGAGCCCCUGGAGCUCCUGGUGUCAGGUGGGUCUAGGAAGCCCUCCCUCCUGUCCCCGCAGGGCCCUGUCGUGGCCUAUGGACAGACCCUGACCCUCCAGUGUGGCUCUGAAGUUGGCUACGACAGAUUCGCUCUGGCCCAGGAGGGGGCCAGUGGCUUCCAGCAAAGCCCUGGCCGGGGGUCCCCAGCUGGGCUGUCUCAGGCCCACUUCCCCCUGGGCCCGGUGAGCCGCCUCCACGGGGGCCGGUACAGAUGCUACGGGGGACACAGCCUCUCCGCCCAGUGGUCGGCCCCCAGCGACCCCCUGGACAUCCUGGUGGCAGGAUGGCUCCCUGACACCCCCUCCCUGUCCGUGAGCCCGGGCCCCAACGUGACCCGCGGAGAGAACGUGACCCUGCUGUGUCAGUCCUGGGGCCCGAGGGACACUUUCCUGCUGUCCAAGGAGGGGGCCACCGAGCCCUCCCUGCGUCUGACCGCAGAGCGCACAGCUCAGAAGCUCCAGGCGGGAUUCUCCCUGGGUCCUGCCACCUCAGUCCUCGGGGGCACCUACAGGUGCUACAGCUUCGACAGCAGCAAACCCUACCUGCUGUCACACCCCAGUGAGCCCCUGGAGCUCCUGGUCUCAGGUGCCCAGGGUCUGGAUUGGUACCUGUGGGUUGUGAUCGGGGCCUCGGUGGCCUUUGUCCUGCUGCUCGCCCUCCUCCUCCUGCUGCUGCUUCUCCGACGACCAUGUCAGGGCAAACGCAGGAAGUCGGCAGAUGCUGCCCAGACAGACACACAGCCUGAGGAAGGGGGGCAGCUGGACCCUCAGAACCCGCAAGAUGGAGAGACCCAGGGAGUGAGGCCCACCCAGGUGAACAACUGCAGGGCAACACUCAAGGGGGGAGUGGCCACGUCUCCUUCCCCCCUAUCCAGGGAAUUGCUGGACAUGAAGGAAAGACAAGCAGAUAACAGACCGGUGGACAGCCAGGCUGCAGCAUCUGAGGAGGUGACCUAUGCCCAGCUGAACCGCUUGACCCUCACGCGGCAGACAGCGCCCUCUUCCUCGCCGUCACAGGAGCCCCCCGAUGAAUCCAGCACGUAUGCUGCUCUGGCCACCCACUAGCCCAGGGAGGACCGGACCCCACACUCCAGGACAAGAUGCUGGGGCCCUGGAAGGCCCAGGAGCUGCCCCCACAGAUGCAGCCCUCUGACCCCAGGCAGCCUGACGCCUAACACGGACCCCCAGUGGCUGCUGAAGGCCUUUGAGUCACCUGAUUCUGACAUCAGAGAGAACUAAUGUCCCACAUUUUGGAAAUAAAGCCACAGACUUCUCAUUAAACAAUGGAUGUGAUGAGAUUCAAACAGAAACGAGAGAAUGCUUUAGACGGAGUGAUAACACAAGCACACCGGCUUGGGCGAGAACAAGACGGCUGCCAAGAGCUGGCUGGAAAGCCACAAACGGAGCAUGGCGGGAAGCGCAACUGUGCAGACUUAGGAGUAGAUUCCUGAACAAAUAUUCACCAAGAUUUGACACUCCAUGAAAUGGGUGACGCCUCAGGGCCAUGCUGGCCUGUCUGUUUCCAGUUCCAAAAUCACUCAAUACAAUUCAAACGUUAAAAGAAGAAAUAGAAAAAUGGCCUUGUGAACAGAUACAGAACAUUUGAAAAAAAUGCGUGAUUGAUUUAUGACAAAAAACAAGCUCUUCAGGGGCCUCCCCGGUGGCGCAGUGGUUGAGCGCUGGGUUGCGAAGCUGCCCACAGCCUCUGCAGCGCCGGUUCGAUCCCCGGCUGCUCCCCGGCCACCGGCGAG